Amblyraja radiata (thorny skate) is the source of this 2450-nucleotide messenger RNA. It is a transcript of the gene abhd3, whose product is annotated as abhydrolase domain containing 3, phospholipase. Gene Ontology annotation, molecular function: monoacylglycerol lipase activity; A2-type glycerophospholipase activity; acetylesterase activity. The record is from RefSeq and is a predicted model, not a curated record. Lineage: Eukaryota; Metazoa; Chordata; Chondrichthyes; Rajiformes; Rajidae. The coding region runs from base 106 to 1341 and encodes 411 amino acids. The transcript has 9 exons. Gene Ontology annotation, biological process: medium-chain fatty acid biosynthetic process; phosphatidylcholine metabolic process; medium-chain fatty acid catabolic process.
GUGCCAGGAUUGGGCUGAAGGACACAAGAAUCUGAUUUUGCAAUCUCUUGUGUUCUGAUGCAGCGUGCAGCUGGCCAGACCUCAUUUAACUCCAGUAGUUAAGCAAUGAUUGAGGUGACAUUGAAUGAGAACUCGUUUACCAGAGAUCUGACUGUAUAUUUAGAAAAUCAGAUCAAAAUCAAUCUGUCAAGUUCAGGAGUAGGUUUGUCUCUUGUUUUGGGAUUCGGUGCUGCUUAUGUCUGUUAUUACCUGAGCUCAGUUGCAAAGAAGCCACAGCUUAUCACUGGGUCAGCAACCCUCUCUGAAUUUCUGCACAGAUAUUGUCCUGUGGUAACAGAGACUUAUUAUCCAACCUUUUGGUGCUGGGAAGCAAGAGUUCAGACACUACUCAGGCCAUUCAUCACAACCAAACCUUGGGUGGAAUACAGAAAUGAACUCAUUGAGACAGCAGACGGUGGAAAUAUUUCCUUGGACUGGAAUAAUAAUGAUGACAAUGCACUCUAUCCUGUUUCUGCCACAAGACCAACGAUACUUAUCUUACCCGGACUUACAGGAACAAGCAAGGAAUCAUACAUGUUGCACAUGGUUAAACAGAGUGAAAUACUUGGAUACAGGUCUGUUGUUUUCAACAACAGAGGAGUUGCUGGAGAGACACUUCUGACUCCCAGAACAUAUUGCGCAGCUAACACGGAAGAUUUGGAAACAGUCAUUUUUCAUGUACAGAAUACUUUUCCAGAAGCUCCUUUGAUGGCUGCUGGGGUCUCAAUGGGCGGAAUGAUCCUCUUGAAUUACCUGGGUAAGAUUGGCCAGCAGACUCCACUGAAGGCAGCGGUAGUCUUCUCCAUUGGCUGGGAUGUAUUUGCCUGCACGGCUUCCCUUGAGAAACCACUUAACUGGAUAUUAUUUAAUUACUACUUAACCAAUUGUCUUCAAGCUUCUAUCUCCAGGCAGAGACAGAUGUUCGAUACAUUAUUUAACAUUGACUAUGUCAUGCAGGCAAAGUCAAUCAGAGAAUUUGAUGAACGGUUUACAUCAGUGAUGUUUGGUUAUAAGACAAAUGCUGAUUACUACAAAGAUGCCAGUCCCUACCAUAAACUGAAAUCUAUUGAAGUUCCUAUUCUGUGUUUAAAUGCAUUAGAUGAUGUCUUCUCACCAGCUUAUGCCAUACCUAUGCAAUCUGCCAAACAGAAUCCAAAUGUUGCACUACUACUAACUGCACAUGGUGGUCACAUCGGCUUCCUGGAAGGAAUAUUUCCUCGACGAAUGACUUACAUGGACAGACUCUUCAAACAGUUUAUACAAGCGGUUUUUGAGCACAAAGACGAACUGAAAAGUGCAUAACUCUUCAAAUCUGUUCAUUCCACUUCUUCAUAUCUAUCAUCUGCACCCAAACUGUUGAAAAUCCCUAAACUGCGCCUUGAACACAUUAUGAAGUACAUAUUUACUUGUACCAUCAUGCAUUUAAAAUUCCUGGCUGUCUUUUACUUUUAAAAAUUCACCCAAAAACUAACAAAGAGAUGAAUGACAAAGAGUCGAGAUUAGUAUAAAUCACACUAAAUCUCCAUUUAUACACAAAGAUCUUUACCUAAUAGAGCUAGUUAUUUUUUUGUUAAUUUAAAAUAUUCACGUUUUCAUUUUAUAUUAUCAUUUUCUGAUAGAAAUUUAUCAUGAUUGUUAAUUUUUGCCCGUCCAGUUGACAUUGAACUUUAACAAUGUCCAUAUUUUAAUAAUAGUUUAAAAUAUUCUGUGCCACCAUUUAAUAUGAGUGAUUUUAAUUGUUUUUAAAAACAUAUUUGCAAUUCAUAAAAUAGUACUGUUCAGAAAAGAAUAUAUGACUAGCAAUUUUUUAUUUUGCACUGAUUCAGUCAUAGCAACUGCCUGCAUUUUGGAUCUCUGGGAGAACUACAGUCCUCUGAACUUACAUUAAACAUUGUUUAUAUGAUUAUUCUUUAGGCAGAAUCAGAUACUGCCAAGACAAAAUUCUUGCCUGAAACGGAAUGCAAAUUAGCACAGGCUGCUUUUAAAAAAAAAUUGGGUUUGAUUAAUUUAUUUUGAAAAUGUUAAUGUAUAGUGAUUGUAUGGCAAAUUCCUUGAAACCAAUAAAACUCAAAAGCAUACUUAAAUAACUAGCUGCUAACUCUGAAUUGCACAACAAUUGAAAUAUACCACAGCGAACCCAAUAUAAUUGGCCAAAAGCUUUGGUAUUUACAUGGUCCAUGGUGAUGGAUUGGCAAUGAGUGAUUUUACAUACUUUGUUAAUGUGUCAAGAGAUCCAAUACUUACUGUGAUCUUCUAUUCCAGAGGACAUAAUAUUGAAUUAAUUUAUCACAAAUCCAGCAUUAUAUUUAUCAAAUGGAUUGUAAUGAACAUAUUUUGAGAAAUGUCUUACAAAACUAGAACAUAUUUAAGAUAUUUACUAUAUAUUUAUGAAAAAAUAAAUUUUUUAACCC